Dromiciops gliroides (monito del monte) is the source of this 1788-nucleotide messenger RNA. RefSeq names its product sorting nexin 31 (gene SNX31). Gene Ontology annotation, cellular component: early endosome. Gene Ontology annotation, molecular function: phosphatidylinositol binding. The record is from RefSeq and is a predicted model, not a curated record. Lineage: Eukaryota; Metazoa; Chordata; Mammalia; Microbiotheria; Microbiotheriidae. The transcript is spliced from 14 exons. Gene Ontology annotation, biological process: intracellular protein transport. Bases 1 to 1335 code for a protein of 444 amino acids.
AUGAAAAUGCACUUCAGCAUCCCCGUGUCCCAGCAGCGGCUGGACACACUGGGGGGGCGCUACGUGCUCUACUCGGUGUACCUGGAAGGGUUCCUCUUCUGUAAGGUGCGCUACAGCCAGCUGCAUCGCUGGAACGAGCAGCUGAGACGGGUCUUUGGGAAUUGCCUGCCGCCUUUUCCACCAAAGUAUUAUCUUGCAAUGACUGCAUCUAUGGCUGAUGAGAGGAGGGAUCAGCUGGAACAGUAUCUACAAAGUGUCCCUAUGGAUCCGAACAUCUUGAGAAGUGACGUCUUCAUCCGCUUUUUUAAAUUGCUACAGCAAGACACAUUUAAGAUCACCACCAAGAAAGUCUUUUUGGAUGUAUUUCUGCCUGAUGGAAGGAGUAUCAGAAUUGAAAUUCUAACCUCUGACACGGCUGAAAGAAUCACAGAGAUUGUGUCAUACAAGAUAGGACUGUCUCGGGAGCUUAUUGGGUACUUCAGCUUGUUCCUGAUCCAGUUGGAUAGUCAUGGUGCCUUCUCUGUAAUGAAAAAAAUGGCAGAAUUUGAACUCCCAUAUGUGAGUCUUCAAAGUACAGAAGUGGAAAACUGUAAGGUUGGACUUAGAAAGUGGUAUAUGGAUCCAUCCCUUGACUCCAUGCUCAUGGACUGCCGAACUGCGGUCAAUUUGCUGUAUGGACAGGCAUUUCAGGAAAUUGAAAAAAACUGGGCCAAACCAACACUGGAGCAAAGGAAGGACUUAGAGGCCCUGAGGAAAGCAGGAAACCAGACAAAGUAUCUGGAGCUAGUCCAGCAGGUGCAGCACUAUGGAUACAUGCAGCUCGAUACUUGUACCUGUGAUUACCCAGAACCUGGCUGUGUGGCUACUAUGGCAGUGGGCAAUGACGAGAUCAGCUGUUAUAUAAAGCUGCCAGGCAAUCAGACGCAAGAGGUUAACUUCAAGAUGAGCAGAAUAAAGUCCUGGCAGGUCACCUUCCUUGGAACUCUGCUGGAGGAAGAGGAUGGUCCCCGGCGAACCCUCAACCAGAACUUGGAGCUCAGGUUUCAGUACAGUGAUGGCAACAACAGUUGGCAAUGGUUCACCAUUUAUACCAGACAGGCUUUUUUGCUGAGUUGCUGCUUGAAAAAGAUGAUAUCAGAGAAACUGAUGAAACUAGCUGCAGAAAAUCCAGAAAUGCAGAUUGAAGUGCCCCUGGAACAAGGCAAAAGUAAGAAAUCCUACCAUCAACAAAGCCAGAUAAACUGUUUUGAUUUUCCCACAAGAAAAAGCAAGAUUUCAGUUAAGUCAAGUGAAGAGGAUUGUGUAUUUGAGACUAUAAGGGAAGAGGAUCUUUGAAGAACAACAAAAAAGAAACCCACCAUUUCUACUUUCUUCCUUUAAAGUAAAUCACUCAAAACAGCAGACUGUGUAAUAACCAAAGGUUGGCUUUACAUCACCAGUGGAAGAAAUUGGACACUUUCAACAUUUAAAUUAAAGGUUUUACUGUUCAAGGUGUGGGUUAUAACUCAGUGUAAAUCAGAGGAUGAGAAAGAAAUGGGAGCAAAAUUUGUCUAGAUUUCAAGGUAAAGCAGCAAACCUCUGUUUGGAAAUAAAUGUACAAUCCAUCCCUCCCCACCCCCCAACCCCAAACAAAUAUUUACCUGCCUUUCCAAAGUCUCUACUUUGACUGCUGAUAGUGUGGAAAUUCGUACAUGUAACACCAUAAGUGAACAGCUGCAGCUGGUAAAAUUAUCAGUCUAAGGAGGGUCCCUGAUAGAGUUGAGAACAUUACCAAGAUGCCUGUACCGU